AUGAGUUUACACUUACUGUCUGUUUCCUCCUCAACAGAUAGCUGUGGCUACACGUCGGGCUCCGAGAGCGAGCAGGGGGAGGACAGCGAGGGGGAGGCCGGCCUCCGCAGAAUGAGGACCAAGUUCACAUCGGAGCAGAUCAACAGACUGGAAGACACCUUCGGCCGGCACAAGUACCUGGGCGCUACGCAGAGGAGGAAGAUCGCCGAGAAGCUUAGCCUAUCUGAAACUCAGGUGAAGACCUGGUUUCAGAACAGACGGAUGAAGUUGAAGCGAGACCUCCAGGACUCGCGCCCCGAGUUCUUCACUGCUCCGCCGGGUCUACUACCGCCUUUUCUGUACGCGCCCGCUCCUGCGUUUCAGCACCACCCGCUCGGCGGUCAGCUCCCUCUCUACAACUCUCGCGACGGCUCCCCUCAGCCAGUUCGCGGGCUCUCGUACCCCGCGCAACAGCUGGUGCACCAGCAGCACAUGCACCCGCUGGCUCCCCCCUACUACUAUUAAACCCCAGCGUGUUGAACACGUUGGCCUGAUGCUUUUACAUCUAGAAUCUAGAUAUCUCCCAGCCAUUACUCUUAAGAGUUUUGUUCUUAAAUUGUUUUUUACAAGCACUAUCUUUUGAUCAAAUAAGCAUUUAUGUAGGCCGUACGGAGUAGUUUGCUUCUAAA
Messenger RNA from Gadus morhua (Atlantic cod), 668 nucleotides. It is a transcript of the gene ventx, whose product is annotated as ventral expressed homeobox. Bases 1 to 504 code for a protein of 167 amino acids. The record is from RefSeq and is a predicted model, not a curated record. Gene Ontology annotation, molecular function: DNA binding; DNA-binding transcription factor activity, RNA polymerase II-specific. NCBI's taxonomy places the organism in Eukaryota, Metazoa, Chordata, Actinopteri, Gadiformes, Gadidae. Gene Ontology annotation, biological process: regulation of DNA-templated transcription. The transcript is spliced from 3 exons.